Paramecium sonneborni is the source of this 1469-nucleotide messenger RNA. The record is from the annotation of a GenBank genome assembly. NCBI's taxonomy places the organism in Eukaryota, Ciliophora, Oligohymenophorea, Peniculida, Parameciidae.
AUGAUAAGAUAUUAUCAAUAAUAUCAUAGCUUUUUUGCCUUUGCAACUUUUUCAUUACUAAUCUCCUCAUGUAAUGCAAUCAAUCAUUUGAGAGAGCAUAUAUAAAGUAUUUUUAUAUAAACAGUUAGAAUACCAAAAUAAGCAUUUUCGUUCAACUCAUUAGGAAGAGAUCCCAUACGUAGCUUUUAUAUUUGGAUUCUUAGUUAUUUUUUGGGCAUUUAUUACGUUAUGGUACAAUGAGAGAAGGUAUUUAUUUAUGACAUAACAAUAAUAGAUAUUCAAUUACUUGGUUUAGAUUAGAAUAAACAAAGAAAUUAUGUAUUUCAAUCAACUCAGCAGAAGUGAAUCCUAAUACUAAUAAUUAAUUGAUUCACAUAAAUGGUACUUUUUAAACUAUAUUAAAUUAUUAGGUGAAAGCAAAACUAAUGAUCAAAUAGUUGAUGCUGCUUUUGGUUUAUAAAUGAAAGAUUGUAUUAAAUUAGUUAGAAAAGUGGAAAUGUACUAAUGGGUACAAAAAUCAAGAUCAAAUAAAAGAUCAGGAAGAACUAUUUAUUAUGUUUAAGAAUGGAGUUCCUUUUUUCAUUCAGAAUGUACAGACGAGCACUCUAAUGAUUAGUCUAAAUGGAUUGUGGAAGAAGAGACAUAAACUAAUUUGAAUGUUCGCUUAGGAGCUUAUUUAAUUAGUAAGUCUUUGGCAGAAUAAACAGAAGCUAAAGAAAGUCUUAUAAUGUUUAUGAAUAAUUAAUAAGCUGUUGCUAAUUACUUUGGAUAGCAAAAAGGAUUUUAGAAUUUGUAUAAAAAAAUAUUCAUAUUUUAGUGAAGCAAACGGAGAAUACAUAUAUUUCUAAUAAAAUAAAGGAGCUGUCACCCUGAACGAUUUGAGAGUCUCAUUUAAUGCUGCCAGAACAGGUCCUACAACUAUAGUUUCUCAAUAAAAUAAUGAUUCAUUUACACCUUUUAUUAUUCAUGAUAAUUUUGAAUAGACUUUGGCUGGACAACAAAAUUUAGAAAAUGUAUAAAUAUCAUGUCUUAAUUUCUGUUGUGUUUGCUGCAAAUACUGUAAAGCAGUUGAUUUUACAGAAAUAAAUUGGAUUUUUGAAUCAAUUUUGACAAAGGAUUAAGUUUUUUAGAGUUGUGUUUAAGAACUUGAAUAUAUAACUAUGAUUUUUAGAAUUAUUGGAAAUUUAUUGAUGGUAAUGAAUUUAACUUAAAAAUAGGGUUUAGGGUUUUGUAUGAUAUUCUCUCCAAUCUGGUGGUUGAUUUCAUUGUUUCCAUUAGUUGGAUUCUUUUUAGCUUCUUUUUCAGGAUUUAUUUUCUUUUUAGUCAGUUUGAUUAUUUCAAUUCCAUUCUCACUAUUAAUUAUGGGUUUGGCUUAGUUAUUUUAUAAUCCAAAGUAAGGGAUAGUAUUUAUUGCACUUUGUUGUGUAAUAGGGGCAGGAAUCUUCUUUUACAUCCAAAGUUAGAGUUGA